Messenger RNA from Labrus bergylta (ballan wrasse), 895 nucleotides. The record is from RefSeq and is a predicted model, not a curated record. Lineage: Eukaryota; Metazoa; Chordata; Actinopteri; Labriformes; Labridae.
AUCCGGCAGGAGAGGUUGUGGCAGGCGGGCAGGAAGGCAGGCAAAAACACUAGGGGGAAAACAAAGAGAGACAAGUGGUACACUAUAGAAAAACUCUUCAAGAAAAUAGCAACAAAACUUCUCCAUCCAAAAGGGCAAACUCUAACUACCACUGUUGGUGAGCGGAGAGUGGAUGGAAGACCAGGGUUUUUUAACACUGCAGGCUUGAUUGUGGAUGGGAAACAGGUGUGCAGCAAAGAGGAGGCGAUGGAGAGGCUUGACCAGUUUUUUGAUUUAUAAAUGCUGUUUGCUUGACCUUGAGGCUUGAGCAUGAACAGCCCUCCAGUGGAUCUGUCCUUUAAAAACCUCAGCCAUAUUGCAGCCUCAAUGUCCACAAAACCCCGAAAUGGCCUACGACCUAUAAGAACCAACUCAGAGAUGAAGUACAUGAGCUGCUCUUUGCGUCUCAGUUACAACAGCAUCCAGGACUUCUCUGGCCUCCACUGUAUGCUGAACUACUUCCUGGCUGAGCCAACAAAGCUCGGCUGGUUGGACCUGUCCUUCAACAAAAUCACAAGCAUAGAUACAGCUUUGUGUGAGCUACGUGAGCUGCGUGUGUUGUACCUUCACAGUAACAGCAUCUGGAGCCUGUCAGAGGUGGACAAGCUGGGAGAGUUGCAGUUCCUGCACACCAUCACGUUGCAUGGAAAUACCAUUGAUUCCAUCAAAGGUUACAGGCAGCAUGUGGUUUCUGCCCUGCCCAUGUUGAAGAAGAUGGAUUUCAGUGCUGUGACACGAGAGGAGCGAGUGCUGGCAAACAUUUGGAGUCCCUGCACCAACCAGGGCAAAAUUGCUGUAUGGCCAUUGUGAUAUAUUUGAAGUCCUAAAGUGCCUGCUGCUAGCUGAAUUUUUUUUC